AUGCAACUCCCAACCAGGUGUCACAUUUUCAUAAAGCCAUGUUACAAGUGUUUCACCGUUGGUCCAUUAGGUUUUAAGCCCAUCAAAGCUUCCAUCUCUCUCUACAGUUUCAGUUUCAAAUUUCAAGAGAAGAGAAGAGAAGAGAUGGAAGACAUAAGAGAAAAGGAGAGAGAGAAGAAAUCCGAAGAAGAUCACCCAUUGCCUCUCAUGGCACUAAAUCAUGUGUCAAGGCUCUGCAGAACAGUGGAGAAGUCCAUAGAAUUCUACACCAAUGUUCUUGGUUUUGUCCUCAUCAAUCGUCCACAAGCCUUCCACUUCGAUGGUGCUUGGUUAUUCAAUUAUGGAGUUGGGAUUCACUUGGUGCAAUCAAAGGAUGAAGAGAGAGUGUCACAUACGGAUCACUUGGAUCCCAUGGACAAUCAUGUCUCGUUUCAAUGUGAAGAUAUGAAUGCGAUGGAGAAAAUGUUGAAGGAGAUGAAUGUAAAAUACCUAAAGAGGACGGUGGAAGACGAAGGGGGAAUUUCGAUUGACCAAUUGUUCUUCAAAGACCCAGAUGGAUUCAUGAUCGAGAUAUGUAACUGUGAGAACCUGAAGCUUGUCCCUGCUGGUUCUUUGGGGCGUAUCAGGCUUCCUUUAGAUCGGCAUAACCCACCUGUAGAGUUGGGUAAAGAUAACAAUAACAUUGUUCACUGUAAAUGUUAAUGCAAUCAAUAGUGAGACAGCAACGGAAUCUAAAAGUGAAAAUUUUCAGAUUCAGAGGAUUU
This is a messenger RNA of Telopea speciosissima, 764 nucleotides long. RefSeq lists its product as uncharacterized. The record is from RefSeq and is a predicted model, not a curated record. The coding region runs from base 1 to 702 and encodes 233 amino acids. The transcript has 2 exons. NCBI's taxonomy places the organism in Eukaryota, Viridiplantae, Streptophyta, Magnoliopsida, Proteales, Proteaceae.